This is a messenger RNA of Anguilla anguilla (European eel), 1068 nucleotides long. RefSeq names its product harmonin-like. The coding region runs from base 640 to 927 and encodes 95 amino acids. The transcript has 2 exons. The record is from RefSeq and is a predicted model, not a curated record. NCBI's taxonomy places the organism in Eukaryota, Metazoa, Chordata, Actinopteri, Anguilliformes, Anguillidae.
UACAAAGUGUGCGGUCUGUUUGCGAGUAUGCUGUGAUGCCGUGUUUAUUAUUAUUUUUAACAAACUUUUUUAUGCCCUUGUCUGUGUUUAUCUCUAGAAAACUUUUUUAAAAAUAACUCUCUAUCAGACUCUAUCCGGAGCUAACCUUGAAAAACCCUCAGGCGCUGCUCUCCCUUUCCUGAAACAAGCUUUAAAAACCCCUCGGUCAGACUCUCUUUUCUGAAGCAAACUUCCUCAGUGACACUCUUUGUUCAGUUUCUGAGCUGUGGACUCAGACUUGGAUUCACGAAACAUUUUCCCCUUAAAUUUAACAUAAUAAAAUUACAUGCAGUUUUUCUUCCCAAACGCAACUUGCCAAAGAACUGUGAAACUGUCUGUGUUUUGGAAGAAAUAUAAUUACAGAAAUUUUGGAAAAAUGUUGACUGAAUCUAGAUGAGUGGCUCGAAUCGUGUUGCCGUGACGUGUUAUGCACGUACUGACUUUUUGGAGUGAAAAUGCACGCAGUUUUAAAAAAAGGGGGUGUGGGAUGGGUACCUCCUUAACGCGCUGUGGACCAAUCAGAAAGGGAAAGGGAAGAAGCAGAAGAAGAAGCUGUCCAAGACGGACACGCUGCAGGAGCAGAGGAAGAAUAAGAAAGAGAUGGAGUUUGAGCUGAAGCUGGCCAGGGAGAAGGAGGAGAUGCACGAGCGGGAGAAACAGCUGAAGAUCAACAGGCUGGUGCAGGAGGUUUCAGAGACUGAGCGGGAGGACCUGGAGGAGUCGGAGAAGGUGCAGCACUGGGUUGAGCGCCUGUGUCAGACGCGUCUGGAGCAGAUCUCCUGCGUGGACAACGACACUCCCGAGGUACCCGCGGGCCCCCCCCCCUCGCUCUUAAAGGGGCCCCGCUGUCCUCUGCCCCUCUCUGGACCCCCUGUGUGUGCUGUGUGACGGCCCAAACCCCUUUUAAGAAAGGCCCAGAGAGUGGCUUCCAUCAGAAUGUAGCUCACAUUAGCAAGUGAUGUACUGUACAAAAAAGUAGCAGCAGCGAUGCUUCAGUCCAGCUGUUGUCUGUUGUUGGAAUAGACUGGU